Paramecium pentaurelia is the source of this 1105-nucleotide messenger RNA. Lineage: Eukaryota; Ciliophora; Oligohymenophorea; Peniculida; Parameciidae. The record is from the annotation of a GenBank genome assembly.
UAUGGAUAAUUUAUGCACAGUUUGUAUAAAUUAAAAGGCAGUUAAUAAGGAUUUCGAAUGUAAAUCUUAUAGAUGCGAUGAAAACUGUAGAAAAGGUAUUUUAGAAGCUUGUUAAACUUGUAAUAAAAAGUUAUCAGGGUAGCAUUAGUAAUAAAAUAAAAAAAAAGUUGAAGACUUAAUAAAAAUUUGUCAAAGGAGCAUCUCAUUUAUCCAUAAUCAGUAAAUAUAUAUGAAACAAUUUAUUGAGCAUUAAAUAGGAGAAUUAAUUAAUUUACUCUUAGAGAAAUAAAAUUCACUAUAGAGUAAUCUAACUGAGAUUUUAUAAAAGAAAUUGGAUUUUUAUUAAGAUUGUGAAUCAAGGUUAAAUAUUAUGAAGAAAAAUAGCGAUUUCAAUAAAUUAAAACAAUUGCCAUUUUCUCAAUUAGAAUAGUAUGAAGAUGAUAAAAUUAUGGAUUUCGGAAAUAUUAAAAUUUUAACAGAAGAGAUUAAGAAUUUUGGAAAAAGAGUUACUAGAAAAAAUAACUAAAGUGUUAAUCUAUUAAGCAAUAAUAUGAAGAAAGUCCUUAAUAAUGAGAAUAAGGAAAACUAAAAGGAAUCUUAUGAGAAAAUUAAUCCUUCCAACAUGUUUAUUUCAUUUUUGCCACCAUUAGAAGAUGCAACAUUAAUUUAUAGAUUAGGUUAGAAAUAUCAAAUGCCUAAAUAAAGUAAGGUAUUAGGAUUCAUCUACACAACAAAUUCAUGCAAAUUUGGCUUUUAUUAUAAUGUAGAUUAUCCAACAACUGGCUAUAAUAGUUGUAAAGAUUGCUAUAUUUUCUCAUUAGAAAAUGUUUAUCGUAUUCCAGUAUUCAUAUUUAAUAAAUUUUAGCCUAUGAAAUUUUAUCCAAAAGAAGAGUGUAUAAGAUAUUCAUUGUUUCUAAAUCACUCGAAGAUUGGAUUUGGUAAGGAUUGUAAGGAUUUGUUGAUUGAUUUUGAGAAUAUCAAAAAUUCUUCCUCUAACCUAGGUUAUUCAUAUGAUAUUUAUUCAGAACUUGAUAAUGAAUGUAUUCUAGCAGGAAGAGGAACAAAUUGGAAUAUUGAAAUGAUAGAAAUAUUCGAUUUGAAAUGA